CUGGAAGCUCAGUUGACCAGCGUCGCAACUGGGCGAUGCGCCUCCCGGAGAGCUUCUCUACAUUCGUGCGGCGGAUUUGACGUUAGCACCGCAGCUUGCAGCCUCACAUCUGAUUGACAUUUAGUUUCCCCCCACCGACCACCGCAACCCCUCUCCUCCUCAGUCAUUUCUUUGGCUCACGUCACUCUAAUUUUGAGAGAAAACUACUUACAAGACGAGGUUUUCGGCUGCGUAUCUGAAAACUGACCGCUGGAGACGAGCGCUUUACUUCCUCUUGAACGACCCCUCACCUCUUCCUCCCUCGUGGGAGAAUUUGCUUUCAAAAUACCGAUUUCCAGUCCGAGACAACUGAUAACUUAAUCGAAGAUGGUGCGGGAAACGACGGACAGACUCGCCUGAUUCUGGUAAUCCGUGUGUUCGGUUUGCGUGUGUCGGAGGCUGGACAGCAUCUUCAGAGGGACCACAGAGCGCGGAGGAGGCUUUUCACCGUCACCGUCUGCACGCUGUUUGAAGGAGUGUGACCUGCGGCCAUGCUGUCACUGGACGAGCCGCUGGACCUGAAACUUCCCUCUGGACGGACAGAUGGUCCGGUGAGGUUAGGAAAGAGAGCUUGUCCUUCGUCUAUCUGUGCCCCACUCGGCUCCACACGACCACGUCUGCUAUGCACAACCUUUCCUUCACCCCCAUCCUCCCCAGAUUCCCAGUCUCCCUCUCAAGAACGACCCGGGUCCUGCUUCAGUCCUCCAGCCAUGGACCUCAGCCUGUCACCGUCCUCCCGCCAUGCCUCCUCCCUCUCCCCGUCUCCUUCCUCCCCCUCCUCCCUCUCCCCUUCCUCUCCCCAGGAGUCCCCCCGCAGAAGCAGCAGCCCUCAGCCUCAUCUGUUCUCACGGGAGCCAGCUCGUCAUCGAGGUGUGGAGGGCGGAGCUUCACCACAGGGAUAUCCGUUCUACCUGCCGGUCGGAAGUUCGCCGAGGGCCUACAGCUUUCCCUCCAUGUUCAUUUGUCAGAACAGAGAGAAGCAAGUUUCACCGGAGUCCUCACUGGAUGGUCAGCUGGCCUGCCGUUGGAUGAAGUGCCACCUGCUGUUCGACUCGCUGCAGGACUUGGUCGAUCACAUCAAUGAUUUCCACGUAAAGCCUGAAAAGGAUUCUGGGUACUGCUGCCUGUGGGAGGGUUGUGCUCGUAACGGGAGAGGCUUCAAUGCCAGGUAUAAAAUGCUGAUUCAUAUUCGCACACACACCAACGAGAAGCCACACCAUUGUCCCACCUGUAACAAGAGCUUCUCACGCCUGGAGAACCUGAAGAUACACACCCGCUCCCAUACAGGAGAAAAGCCCUACAUCUGCCCUUACGAAGGCUGCAGCAAACGUUACUCCAACUCUAGCGACCGCUUUAAACACACCCGCACCCACUACGUUGACAAGCCUUACUACUGCAAGAUGGCAGGCUGCCUGAAGCGCUACACAGAUCCCAGCUCGCUACGCAAGCACAUCAAGGCACACGGGCACUUUGUUGCCCAGGAGCAAGGAGCUCCGAGCCGGCUGGGGACGGGUCUGAGCAACACCGGUCACCAGAGCACAGCUGAUCUGCCAUCUCUAGGCGGGGCCCACAUCAUCAUCCCUGGGGCGGCUGCAGCUCUUCUUGGAAGCCUGGGGACCACCUUGCCUCUUUCUGCUUUCUGCCAUGCCAGAGCCCUGGCCCACCAUGGGGCACCACUCUUCUCCCUGGGUGGAGGAGGAGGAGGAGGAGGUGGCAGUGUCAUGGGGCCGCUCGGACUCUCGGACUCUCCUCUGAUACACUUUGGAGCUGCAUCAAUGUUAGGCCUGGGAGCUCUGAGGGGUCUGGGACAGACUUCAGGGAAGGAGAUGGAAGGUGAAGAGAAAGAAGCGGAAGGAGAAGAGGGGAAAGUACUGAACCUGUCUGCAGGGGUGGGCCCGAGGCGAAGUGACCCUUUGUCCUGGGUGGUGGUUCCCCCGAGGGCUCUCCUCCUCAAACCGGCUGUUGUCAGCUAGGAUGUGCACUCCGCAAUACAUAGAAGCAGGGAGUGUGUGUUUGUGUUUUGCCCAUUUUUGCAUGCAUGUAUGACUGGGUGUGUGUACUCGGUCAUACAUACAUGAUUAUGAUGAGUGUGUGUGUGUGUGUGUGUGUGUGUGUGUGUGUGAGGGAUCAAAGUCGCUGUCACUUGCAGAGCCAUAAAAAGCACUUCAGUCAUUCCAGCCAAGAAACAAAUGAAGACAGACUGAAAGACUGAAAACUACAGAAGUCUUUGUGUUGAAUGUACAAAACCUAAACAACCUUUGGGUGUUGGGUUGCAAAACGCUUAAGCAUCAUUCAGCUGGCUUAAACUUUAAAGGGUCAGUUCAGCCAAAUUACAAAGAAAGCUGUGCUCGGUAUAGCAAUGCUGGUCGGUCAGUUGGUCCGCCACUUUGGUGCUGACUGAAAUAUCUCAAUAACUAAAUUGUCGAGACAUUCGCUGUCCCCAGAAGAUAAUUCCUUAACUUCUCAGUUUGUCCAAUACUUGGACUGUUGGUUUAUGACCAAAAAUAUGACUUUAACCUCAUCUAACCUUUUUUGUUUGUUGUUUAUAAUAAACUUGUAGCAUGCUAAUGUGCUACACUAAAAUCCUUAACAAGGUGAACACAUCCGCUUAACAUUAGCUGGUUAGUAUACUGCGUUAUGAACAUUGCUUGUGUGGCUGUGGACUCUUAGUCCUGUUGCAGUAUUAUGAGCCUUACAAAUCAGAAUCUGUUAAAGGUGGUGGCACAUGUUUCAGAGGUGGGAGUCUCAAAACCUCAGGACAAAAACCCAAAUCUAUCUGCAUGUUUCAAUGUGUGAUUUGAUUGAACUGACCCGUUAACAAUCCUUGAUUCAGCCCUCUCCUUCUGUUCAUGGUCAAAAAGAAAACAGCGGACAAUCACCUCUGUUGGAUUUACAAAACCAGGCCAUGAAAAGAGAAGGUACACUAACCGCUUUGUAGUUUUUGUGUUUGACAAUCCCCACUGACUGCUUCCACUGACCCACAUUUCUUUUUACUCGUGAAUAAAUAUGGGGAAAAGCAUGACUGAGGGGAGCCAUGGGACGUACAAUCCAUACACAACAAAUUAAUGUAACAUUAACACGUAAAGAUCUACUUUUGUUCCGUCAAUCCAUAUUUUCCAUUGGGCAACUUUUGUGAAAGUAAGGCAUUAAAUCAAUUGGAUUCAAGGUGAUUUGGAAUUGAACCUGUCUGUGUCUGAUUUACAGUGUAAUAAUAAUAAUAAUGAUAACAAUAAACAAAAAUAUCAUUAAAUAAAAUAAUAACAAUACAGAGCUGUAACAAUGUUGGAACACAGCAAACAAAAUAAUUCCCCCCCGUCUAAGAAACUUUUUCCCCACCUGCAUGCCUCCAGGACCCAAACUGCUCUGCCACCGACUGGCUAUUGUUUGUUGCUCGGGGUUUGAAGAUAAACACAACGCUGCCAUGCAUUCAUGGCUAAUUCUGUCUCUGAUUUGAGUCUGUAAAAUGAUACCAGUGUGGCUGCUGGCUGCUCCAUUGUUUGUUUUAACACAGAGAACUUUGACUUAGUGUGACACAUUAACAACACUAUGACAUGUAGUGAAAGAUCUCAGCAUAAUCCGCACAAAGCUAUCAGCUGGAACGUGAUCUUUUAAGAAAUAGAGAAAACUGUUUUUGCUGAGGCAACUGAAUGUAUGUUUGAGGCUAACUCCCUUGCUUGCAGUUUAUCAAAGCUAUUUGCUCUACCAAUCUUUUCAAGACAAAGAUCCCCUCAGGAUCGGCCCUGCCUUUUAAACAAGACAUUGGAUUGAAGAGGGCAGCAUUCAAGUAGGAGAAAGGUAAACAAAGGUGUGUAUUAGACUUCAGCGGGUACACAUUUGCUUCAGAAGAAUGUUAAAAGACAAAAAGGUACACGAGGAGAAGCCAAGCUAAGGUCUGAAAACCGGUCUCACAAGUAUUUUUGAAGAGUGAAUGUUUGACAAUGGCCGCAUGUGGCCUGUAUCUGUGUUGAUGUUAUCCUGUACUCUUUUUUGUUUUUAUGUUUUUUUUUUGCACAUUGAUUUAUCCUUAUCAGUAUCUCAAUCAGUGCCUUGAGUUUCAAUUGAAAUUAUAUCACACAAUAUAUGGCAAAUAUUUACACAAAUGUAAAGUGUAUAAAUGUACUUUUCAUUGCAUUUUAGAAAACUGAAAUUUAAUAACUUGACAACAGAUGUGAUUUGUACAUCAGGGCCAAUGCAACACUUUUGAACAACAUCACUAUGACAAUGACUCCAUGUCAAUAAAGACAAACAACUAA
Scatophagus argus is the source of this 4292-nucleotide messenger RNA. RefSeq names its product zinc finger protein GLIS2-like. Gene Ontology annotation, biological process: regulation of transcription by RNA polymerase II; smoothened signaling pathway. Lineage: Eukaryota; Metazoa; Chordata; Actinopteri; Scatophagidae. The coding region runs from base 531 to 2012 and encodes 493 amino acids. Gene Ontology annotation, cellular component: nucleus. Gene Ontology annotation, molecular function: DNA-binding transcription factor activity, RNA polymerase II-specific; RNA polymerase II cis-regulatory region sequence-specific DNA binding. The transcript has 7 exons. The record is from RefSeq and is a predicted model, not a curated record.